GACACUUUUGUCUCCACACUUUCAUAGGAACAACAAGAAGAAUAAAGAUUACAACAAGUUGCCCAAAGAGUAAAACAGAAGACUCCUUCAAAAUCUUUUUGUUCACCGAAGCAUUCGUUCACCAUCCUUCAACAAAUUAACAGAUCCAUCCCAGCUUUUUAUUGGUUCAGAGCCUUUGAUCUUUUACGGCUGAAAAAACUAUAUUACUCUCCAUCCAACAAUGGUGAAGAACGAGCACAAGAUCCAGUCAGAGACUUCAACGCCAAUGCCAACAUCUUCAUCAGCAUGCAAGAAGAAGAAAUACAAGGGAGUUAGAAUGAGAAGUUGGGGCUCAUGGGUUUCUGAGAUAAGGGCACCAAAUCAAAAAACAAGAAUAUGGUUAGGCUCUUAUUCAACUCCUGAAGCUGCUGCUAGAGCCUAUGAUGCUGCACUUUUAUGUCUUAAGGGCUCUUCAGCCAAUCUCAACUUUCCUAUUACUUCCUCGCAUUACAUUCCUGACGCUGUGAUGUCCCCCAAGUCCAUUCAGAGAGUGGCUGCAGCUGCUGCUAAUAGCUCUGAAGACAAUCCCACCACCCCUCAAGUAUCCUCACUUCCUCUUCCUUCCUCCUCCUCCUCGUCAUCAUCAUCAAUCCUAUCAUCCCCGUCAAUGGUUUCCUCACCGUCCGAUCAGCCAGAUGAUUAUAUGUCACUAAUGGAAUCGUUUGAGACCGACAAUGAACCAAUUCCAAUGCUAGAUUCUUGGUACAAUUUUGAUGGAUUACAAUCACCAAAGUAUAUUGAUCAAAUGUUCAAUGGGGUCUCAUUCAAUCCACCGAUGAUCGAUGAUUUCUACGAAGGCGAUAUUCGUCUAUGGAGCUUUUCUGAGUAGCCUAGUCCAAGAUCAAGCCAACCAUUAUCAUUCUUUUGUCCAUUCAUGAUAUUUAAUUCAUGUUCUUCUGUUGUUGCCUGAAGACAUUACUGACAGUGACCUCAAGUUCAUAUAUUAGUGUCUUGAGUUAGGAGAAAGAGACUCACAUGGGGAAGUUAACAUUUUUUUGAACCAUCUCAUGUGGAUCUCUCUAUAUAUUGAAUCCAUGUAAUAUUAAUUAUUCAAAGUGUGUUGUUAAUUACAUGCAAUAAUUGUUAAUUUACUUUCAUUUUACUGGUGGAAUAAAAGGGGGGAGAAUUUAUUAUUA
This is a messenger RNA of Populus trichocarpa (black cottonwood), 1175 nucleotides long. RefSeq names its product ethylene-responsive transcription factor ERF014. The transcript has a single exon. Bases 221 to 868 code for a protein of 215 amino acids. Gene Ontology annotation, biological process: regulation of DNA-templated transcription. NCBI's taxonomy places the organism in Eukaryota, Viridiplantae, Streptophyta, Magnoliopsida, Malpighiales, Salicaceae. Gene Ontology annotation, molecular function: DNA-binding transcription factor activity; DNA binding. The record is from RefSeq and is a predicted model, not a curated record.